AUGUUCCGGCUUUUAACUGCGCCCCGAGCCAGGAGCUCAAUCCUCUUCAACAAGAUGCCCGAAAUAGUCGUUCGUUCCCGUCAUCUGCCUGGCAAGAACAAGAUGCUCAAAUGCUUACUCCUCAGCGGCCUUGCAGGACUGUCUGCGGCCCAGUUCCCGCCGCCGUUGGAGGGGGUCAAGGUGCUCAAGUCCAAGCUUCACGAGAAUGUGACGAUUUCGUUCAAAGAGCCCGGGCUGUGCGAGACAACUCCCGGCGUCAAGUCGUAUGCUGGCCACGUCCAUCUGCCCCCGGGUUUGCUGGACGAUGCGUCUGGUGAGAAGCAAAACUACCCCCUCAACACCUUCUUCUGGUUCUUUGAAGCGCGGCAUGAUGCCGAAAACGCGCCGCUGGCCGUCUGGCUCAACGGCGGCCCCGGCGGUUCGUCCAUGAUGGGGCUGUUGCAAGAAAACGGCCCUUGCUUCGUGGGCAAGGACUCCAAGACCACCGUCCACAACCCGUGGAGUUGGAACAACCAUGUCAACAUGCUUUAUAUCGACCAACCCAACCAGGUGGGCUUCUCUUACGACACACCAACCAACGUCACCGUCCGCACGCAUCUAGACCAGUCUCUUGAAAUUAUCCCCACCGACUUUUCCGAGACGUCGCCCCGGGUCAAUCUGACAACCCGAGUUGGCACGGUGUCGAGCCAGAAGUCUUUGUACACUACCAACAGCACUGCCCAGGCAGCUCACGCUCUGUGGCACUUUUCCCAAAUCUUCUUCACCGAGUUUCCUCACUACAAGCCCAAGGAUGACCGUGUCAGCAUGUGGGCUGAGAGUUACGGAGGCCAUUACGGACCCGGGUUUAUGCGCUUCUUCCAGCAGCAAAACGAAAAGAUCCUCAAUGGCUCCAUCGACGUUGCCCACGCGCACUUCCUCCACCUGGACACCCUGGGUAUCGUAAACGGUUAUGUUGACGCCGUCAUUCAGGAGGAGGCCUCCAUCAUCUUUGCGUUCAACAAUACAUACGGCAUUCAGGCCAUCAACCAAACCGUGCACGAUGCCCUGAUGCACAACUACACCCGCUCCGGCGGCUGCCGGGAUCAAAUCAUUCAAUGCCAGAAGGAGCUCGUUGGCCUGGACAAGAGCAUCGUCCACGCUGCCAAGGAGCUUCCCCGCACGCUCUGCUCAACCAUGCAAGACGCGUGUCUUUCAAGCGGCGAGGAGGCGUUCCAAGAGAGCAAUAACGCUCGCUUCGACAUUGCGCACCCAAAGCACGACCCCUUCCCGCCACCACACAUGCACGGCUACCUCACCGACGACAAGGUUCUCGCGGCCAUUGGCAGCCCUGUCAACUUCACCUGGGUCUCGGAAACUGUCUCGGACAAUUUCAUGAGCACCCUGGACAUUGUCCACGGCGGGUUCCUAGACGCCGUCGGCUACCUGCUCGACUCCGGAGUCAAGGUGCACAUGAUGUACGGCGACCGCGACUUUGCCUGCAACUGGAUCGGUGGCGAGAUGGCCUCUCUUGCUGUGCCGUACUCCCGUGCCCAGGACUUCAAAAGGGCUGGGUACGCCGACAUGGUCACCUCUGCUGGCGUGGGGGGUCUCACCCGCCAAGUCGGCAACUUUAGCUUCACCCGCGUCUUCCAGGCCGGCCACGAGGUCCCCAUGUAUCAGCCCGAGGCGGCAUACGAGAUCUUCAUGAGAGCGCUCUUCAAUCGUGACAUCCCCACUGGCAAGGUACCCGUCCACGACGAGCUGUCUACUGUUGGUCCCUCAAGCACGUGGCAUGUGAAGCAGACUGCCCCCGAGCCACCCUCUCCCAGGUGUUAUGUCCUGAUGCCCGAAACUUGCACUCCUGAAACGUGGGAAAGGGUCAUGGCAGGUGAGGUUACCGUCAAGGACUUUUUCGUGGCCGAGGAUGAGCAUCAUGACGGCGAAUUAUAG
Messenger RNA from Ustilaginoidea virens, 1929 nucleotides. RefSeq lists its product as uncharacterized. Gene Ontology annotation, cellular component: fungal-type vacuole. The coding region runs from base 1 to 1929 and encodes 642 amino acids. Gene Ontology annotation, molecular function: serine-type carboxypeptidase activity. Gene Ontology annotation, biological process: proteolysis. Lineage: Eukaryota; Fungi; Ascomycota; Sordariomycetes; Hypocreales; Clavicipitaceae. The record is from RefSeq and is a predicted model, not a curated record. The transcript has 4 exons.